GGUGUUGUUUCAGCAGCAGAAAUGAGCCACACAGGAAGAGACUGUUGUUCACAAUCAGCAAGACAUUAUGGAGGUCAGAGCCCUCUGCAUCAAACUCAUAAUGAGUGUGAUGAUCCCGUUUUGUGCACAUGAUCAGAGCGUUGGUAAGUACUGGCUAGUUAAACUGACAUUAACAUUUAUCAGUUAUAUCAGUUUGAGAUUUCUUAUUUUACCCUGUGCUCCCACAUUUCAGUUAUUGAAAAAUAAAACUAAUGUGAAUCUUUUAUUUUGUCUCAGAUGCAGUUUUUCUUCAUGUUGUUCCAAACAGAUCACAGUUCUUUGAAUAUGAGCCAGUAACCUUUUACUGUGAGGGCGUCUCUCAUUAUAAUGGUGUACAUAAGUUGAGAGGGAAAAUGAAAUCAUGCAGCUACACUAAUGAGAAAACAGCAACAGGAUCGUCCUGCUCUAUAAAAAAUAUUUAUGCAGACGACAGUGGAGAGUUCAUAUGUGAGACUGAAGGAGGGGAGAAAAGCAACAUUAUCAACAUCACUGUUGCUGCUGGUUCUGUGAUCCUGGAGAGUCCUGCUGUUCCUGUGAUGGAGGGAGAAGCUGUGACUCUGAGCUGCAGAAGCAAGACAACUUCCUCCAACUUCAAAGCUGAGUUCUACAAAGAUGGACAUCACAUCAGGAGCAGCUCCACAGGAAACAUGACCAUCGGCAGAGUUUCAAAGUCUGAUGAAGGACUUUACAAAUGCAGCAUUUCAGGAGCUGGAGAGUCACCAGUGAACUGGCUGACUGUCACAGCCAAUCACACAGAAACUGAGACAGACCCCUCCUCAGAGGCUGGAUGUCAUAUUUACCUCAUCUUACGGACCGUGUUCACAAUCAUGAUGGUGGCUCUUCUACUGCUGCUCGUGGGACUUGUGGGAAAAAUCAGAGCAACUAAUUGUUCACCCGGAUGUAAAUGUAACUGUCAUGAUACUGGAAACUGUGCAGCAUAUGUGUAGCACAAAUAGACAAUAGAAGGUUUAAAGAAAUAGACAUUUUUGAAAAAAUGCCUGUAAAAUCCCACCAUAACUCUGAUAAACAUCUCUGAAAUACCCGCGCCAUUGCUUCUUCUGUAUAAAAGACUGUGGUGUAUUUGAAGAAAAAAAAAUAUUGUAAAUAUCUGCAAACAUCUGCAAAUUCCACCACUUUGUAUUGCGUUUGUGGUUGUAGGUGACCGGCAACUUAAUUGUACUGAAAUAUUUCUUUCAAACAUCAAGUGUAUUUUGUUUAUUAUAAUUUAUUUCUUACAAAUAUCCUGUUGUGCUGAGCAUGAUAUGUGUUGUAAAUAUUAAUAUUAAAUAGUCACAGACUGCAAAGCUAUUCAUCUCUUAAAUUUCUUGUUAUUUGUCUCCUGUAAAAAACCCACUAUCCGACAGUAAAAGUUUGAAAACAAGUAAAUAUGUUUAAAAAUGUUCACUGCAAGUAAAAAAUUUAAGGCUGCUCCCUGCUCUGAAGUAUUGGUUUGCAUUUUUACCUCUGUUUAAUGAACUCACAUCACCACAAACAGUUGUGAUGUUGUUAUUCUUGUCUUCAGUUUAAAAUAAGUGUAUUCACUGGUAACCACAAAGAGCGUCAUUGCAGGUGUGUAGCUAUAUUCGGGGGGUUUUUUCUUUAGCUUUAUUGUUCCUGUUGUAUAUACUCCCUCUUCAGCACUUAUUGAGCCCUUUUAAGGACAUUUCUUAUCACUGCUAUGCAGAUGAUAUUCAGUUAUAUAUCUCCUUUAAGCCUCAAGAUGUUUCCAAACUACAGAUUGUCCAUAUGUGCAUGGACUCCAUUAGAGGUUGGAUGACUUUCUUGAAGUCCUUGUUUGUGCUCCUAAUUUUUUUUUUUUUUGUACCUACGGCUAUGGAAAACUUAAGUCCAGUUGCUACAUUUGCCAAAUCUUCUAUCAGGAACCGUAGUGUAACGUUUGACUCAGCUCUGACUUUGGAUGCUCAUGUUAAAUCUCUGGUCUGCUCCUGUUUUUAUCACUUGAGAAAUAUUGCUAAGCUGAGUUCCAUUGUAUCAGCUGCAUUGUAUUGGAAAUUGUCAUGCAUGCAUUUGUCUCAUCUCGUCUGGAUUAUUGUAAUUCUUUGUUCACUUGUUUAUGUAAAGCCUCUUUGGAGCAUCUGCAAGUUGUUCAGAACACUGCUGCAAAGCUUCUGCCCAAGUCUUCUAAGUACUCCCAUGCCUUGUGACUCUGACAUUAAGGGCUCUGCAUGGACAAGCACCAACAUACAUCAGUGAUCUUUUCCAUCCUUACAUCCCCAGCAGGUCCCUGAGGUCAUGUGAUCAGAGCUUGCUGGUUGUCCACCAUAUGAGGCUGAAAACAAAAGGCAACAGAGCUUUUGUAACUGUGGCCCCCAGACUGUGGAACUCUCUCCCUUUGAGCCUGAGAUCUGUGGACUCAGUGGUCUCUUUUAAAAAAACUGCU
Molecule: messenger RNA, 2440 nt
Organism: Oreochromis niloticus (Nile tilapia)
Lineage: Eukaryota; Metazoa; Chordata; Actinopteri; Cichliformes; Cichlidae
Product: low affinity immunoglobulin gamma Fc region receptor II-a-like
Exons: 4
Coding region: 393-986 (197 amino acids)
Biological process (GO): immune response; cell surface receptor signaling pathway
Cellular component (GO): external side of plasma membrane
Molecular function (GO): transmembrane signaling receptor activity
Source: RefSeq, a predicted model, not a curated record